CAAUUAAACUAUUUCUUUGUGUUGGCAUCAAUAAUAGAAUCGAUCUGUUAUUCUUCUUUUGGAUAUUUCUUUUUCCUUUUAUCUCUUUACAAGUUUAUUUUGGGGAAAUCUUAUACAACGUUGUUUAUAUUUUUUGAAGACAGAUGGAAAUAUGAACAGGGUUGAUUCGGUGGGCAUGCAACCUUGUUGGUGGGAUUGUCAUCUCAAUCCUGAGAAUUCUGAGUGGCUGGCAGGAAAUUCCAAAGACAUGAACCAGAAUGUUAAUCAAAUAAUGAAAUUGGUGGAAGACAAUAUUGAAGAGCAUUAUCAGAUUAAAUAUGAGGUGAUUGACCAAGUUCAGGAACUCCGCCGUAUUUAUCAGUCUCUGGCUGAGCGCUACGAUCAUUUGAGCUGUGGAUUGAGAAAAAGUUUACCUUCUGAUUUCCUAACUCAAGACCCUGAUAUGGUUACAUCUGAUAAAAAAAUGGAUAUACCCAUGUCUGUUCAAAAAGCUUCAUCUUUCAGUUCCGAGUUGUCAUCGAAGGAAGGGACCGAAUCAUCUUCAUUCUCAUCAGAUUCUGACUCCGAAUCUUUCAGCUCAUCCGCCAACAUCUACUUGAGUUCAGCUAUGGAUUCUGUUAAUGGGGUAGAGCAUCACAAAGUUAUUGAGAAGAUACAAGUGGUGGAUGAAGAGAAUGCAGAUGGAAAGUUGAAAAUGGGAGGAAACAGAAGCUAUGAAGAACUGAAUGAAAGAUACGCCAAGUGUGGAGAAAAGCUAAGGAAUUCCAAGCUAAAACUCCAGCUUGCAGAAGAAGAGAUUGUGAGAUUGAAUGCAGAGCUCAAGAAGAGUGAGUCUGUUUCUGUCCUUGCUGAAAGCAUGGCUGUUCAACUCGAAUCAUUGCAGAUGGACAUGAAAAUGAGGGAAGCUCAUCUUGAGUUGGAGAAGGAGAAGGUAGUUGAGUUGCAAAACCAGAUAGUUGAGCUGGAAGUUCACGUUUCAGACUCCAACUCCGAAGCUUUGAGGUUGAUGGAGGAGUUUACUGGAAGUAAAGAAAAGAUCAAGACAUCAGAAGAAGAGAUUGCAUUGUUGAAGCAUGAGCUUGGGAAGAAGGUUUCUGAUGAUGCUCAUCAUAUGCCAGGCCACCUUGAGUCUGCCCAAGAAGAGAUAGCAGCCUUGAAAGCCCAACUAGACAUAGAGAGGAGGCAGGUUGUGAAUUUAAAGGAGCAGAUUUUGAGGUACAAGGAUGAUCUAUCUAAUCGUGAUCGUGAAGUUGAGGAACUAAAGAGUGCAUUAUGUGAUGCCAUGGAUAAUUUCUCUAUGCAGAAAGCAAGUUUCCAGUCUGAAAUUUUUGGCCGGUUAGAAAAAGAGGCCCAUUUAGAGGCUAGACUCAAGGAAUGGGAAUUACACGGAAGACUAUUGGAGGAAAAGUUAAGGCAAUGUGAAACAGAAAAAAUAGAAACCAAAGGUCAGAUAAGUCAGCUAAGGGCCGAAGUAGAUGAGAAAGCUGUACAUGUAGAAGCUCUGAAUAAGGACCUUGACAAAGUGAAAUUGAAAUAUGAUGGAGUUACUGCAAAGGUAAACACUCUCGUCGGCGAGGUUCGUUCCCGAGGUUCGCUGAUUCGGCAAAUGGAGGAGCAUUUACAGCAAUUAAGCAGGGAACAUCAGCAGCUAAUUUCAGGAUCAAAACAUGCAAAGAAUGUAGAGGACGAAUUAAAGUUGAAGAUAAAGGACCUUGAGAAGGAAGUGGAUAGGCAGAGAAUUAUGAUCUCAGAUGUGUCUGAGGAGAAAAGACAGGCAAUAAGACAACUUUCUUUCACUCUGGAGCACUACAUGAGUGGUUAUAAAGAGUUUCAGGCUUCUCUCAAGCUCAAAGGACAUGCAGUUAGGGGUUCAUGAGUUUGAUUAAUUUGUGUAUUAAUACAGUUUACCAGUC
Molecule: messenger RNA, 1913 nt
Organism: Hibiscus syriacus
Lineage: Eukaryota; Viridiplantae; Streptophyta; Magnoliopsida; Malvales; Malvaceae
Product: protein NETWORKED 4B-like
Exons: 3
Coding region: 152-1876 (574 amino acids)
Cellular component (GO): vacuolar membrane
Molecular function (GO): actin binding
Source: RefSeq, a predicted model, not a curated record